Molecule: messenger RNA, 2394 nt
Organism: Melitaea cinxia (Glanville fritillary)
Lineage: Eukaryota; Metazoa; Arthropoda; Insecta; Lepidoptera; Nymphalidae
Product: cAMP and cAMP-inhibited cGMP 3',5'-cyclic phosphodiesterase 10A-like
Exons: 15
Coding region: 1-2334 (777 amino acids)
Biological process (GO): signal transduction; negative regulation of receptor guanylyl cyclase signaling pathway
Molecular function (GO): 3',5'-cGMP-stimulated cyclic-nucleotide phosphodiesterase activity; protein binding
Source: RefSeq, a predicted model, not a curated record
AUGACUGAUCCAGUACCUCGCAGUGCUAAAUCAGUCAAAAGUAGACUCGAUACGAUUCAUCAAUCAGAUGAUUUCGGCAAGAAAACUACCAAUGUUUCAAAAGUGCAGUCCCACUUUCUAGUUCCAUCAGAUAAACUUGACAAAGUUACGAGGCGCGUGAUAGCACCAUAUGCUCAAAUCGAGAGAAAAGGUCUGAAAGAAGACGAGGCCAAAGAAGGGACGUAUUUGGAUAUUAACAGAUUUAAUGUCUUCUUAGAAGAUACAGUUGAUCUCGACUCUUUACUUUAUGAAACUGCAAAUGUUUUGAAGGCGGUUACAAAUAGUUCUGGUGUAUUCGUGUAUAUAGUGAACAACAUAAAUAAUGAGAUUGUACUAAUGACGCAAAAUACCAAGAAUCCUGAACGUCAUGAGGUUAACAUUCCCAUUGAGGAAGGUAAAGUAGCGGCCGCUCAUGUAGCAGCAACAAAGGAGUACCUGUUGAUUGAGGACGUACAACACGAUAGCCGGUUUGCUGAAGGUCUCAAGUGGGUAGACGCGAAAGUAGCACUCUGUAUGCCGGUUGUUAAACCAGAUGGUGAUUGCUACGCCGUACUCGAACUAUAUCGAUCUAACGCCGAACCAUAUGAUCACAACAUAGUGUACACUGUGGUUAGUGUGGCGUGCUGGGCAGGCGCGGCAGUACAUCAAGCACAAGCUCGUGUUACUUUGCAACGUUCUGCUCACCUCAACCAGGAGUUACGUGCUUUACUGCAGAAUUACUUUUGCGACCUCGCUUCUAUUGACACCAUGCUGACUGACAUGUUGGCGGUGGUGAAAUCUUUCGUUGGUGCUAUGAGGAGCAGUUUCUUCAUAAUAGACAGAGAUGGCGUUGGGGAUAAUCUUCAAGCUGACAUGUGGGAUGAUGGAUGGGGCUCCGAAAAAUCAACGAUACCAAAGAAAAAAAUAAAAAUUAACUUGAGUCAAGAGCAGACACCAGCGGCUCUGGUAGCUAAAACUGGAGAGCCGCUUAACGUAAGGGAUGCGUACAAAGAUCCAAGAUUCUCAAAAGAAAUUGACCCAACCACAGGCACCGUUGUUAGAUCAUGUUUAGUAUCACCGAUUAUAGACAAAAAGGGGGUCAUAGGUGUUGUUCAACUUACGAACAAAAUAAAUGCUCAGCCGUUCGAUUCAGAAGAUGAAGUGAUAUUUCAAGUGUUUAUCAACUACUGCUCACUCAUUGUGCACUUCUACAACAUGCAACAGAGCAAAAUAUAUCAUGAAAACUUAAACAAAGUACUCAGUGAACUGAUGAAGUUGCAUCUUUCACCGUGUCGACAUGACAUGGAUGAAAUAAUAGAAACAAAUGCAAUGAUGAUACCACCAAAUAAUUUUAGAAGCUAUGACUACCACAUAAGCGAAGGCAGCAAGGAAGACAUGCCAGGGCUUGUUUGUUACAUGUAUAUCGAAGCAUUUGCCGAUGUACACUUCGAGAGACAUAUUUUAGCGGAUUUUGCGUUGACGAUACUGCAGUGUUACAGAGAUAAUCCGUAUCAUAAUGCAGAACACGCCUUCUGUUUCACACAUACCAUGUAUCUAAUAUUGAUCAACAAUAGUGGAUAUUUUGACUUCGUCGAGACAGCAGCACUAAUGCUAGCAGGACUUUGUCACGACCUCGACCAUCCUGGAUACAACAAUAACUUCCUAUCCCUCUGCAAACAUCCUCUCGCCCAAAUGUACAAAUCUUCCAUUUUGGAAUAUCAUCACUAUUUUCUCGCUAAAAAGGUCAUUGAGGAUAAGAACUUAUUGGGUAUGCUGUCGACAGCUGACCGAGACCGCAUCUUGCAAGAGAUUAAAUACAAUAUUCUGUGCACAGACCUUGCUGUUUACUUUCAAGUACGAGCUCAACUGACACCGUUGUUGGCUGAAUGUUCGUUUGACUGGGCUGAUAUUUCUCAUAGGAAAUUGUUAAAGGGUAUAUUGAUGACGACCAGUGAUUUAUCUGGAUCCUGUAAGCCAUUUGGUGUGUCGAAAGGUAUAGCUGAAUGUGUUUAUGAAGAAUUUUAUAAUCAGGGUGAUCAAGAGCGCGAGAUGGGCUACACUCCCCUCAGUAUGAUGGACAGGCGACGAAGCGCCAACCAGCCCGCGGAGCAGAUACAGUUUUUAUCUGUCGUAGUGUUGCCAUGUUUAUUGUUAUUGCAAAACAUAUUUCCUAAUACGAGCCCGCUUACUGAUAAUUGCAGAAAAACCCAAGAAGCGUGGCAUGAGGAAAUAGAAAUACGCGGACAGAAGUUGUGGAGACAAGACGACUCUGUACCAAAUACGAGAAGUCGCGUGGUGUUAAAGACUGCCGAUUAAAUAUUGUAUUUAAAUAAUUAAACUACUUUUUGAAAAUUACAUUAAUAUUGGUAAUUUUUA